AUGGUUCGCAUCAAGAUUACCCGUCGUCUUAGAUCCUUCAAUGGAGGCACUAGCACGACCAAUUCCAGGAACCCAAGUCCCAACAGGUCUCAAGUGGCUUCAAGUAACGGCGAAGUCAAUUCAGAUACUAAGGGCACAACAAAUGGACUUGUACUAAAAGUUGUCGCAGUUAGAGCUCGAAAUUUAGCUGCCAAAGAUAGAAAUGGCACUUCCGACCCUUAUCUUAUUCUUACCCUUGGUGAUAGCAAGUAUGCGACGCAUUCUGUGGCCAAAAGCCUUAAUCCAGACUGGAACGUAACCAUGCAAAUGCCUGUCACAGGCAUCAACAGCUCUCUUCUAUACUGCGUGUGCUGGGACAAAGAUAGAUUCGGAAAAGACUAUCUAGGUGAAUUCGACAUUGCAUUGGAAGACAUAUUUUCUGGCGAAAGAACAGAGCUAGAGCCUAGAUGGUAUUCUUUACGCAACAAGAGACGAGAUCGAAAAAAGGGCGAUAAUAUAUCUGGAGAUGUUCUACUUCAAUUCACCCUCUUUGAUUCAACAAAUUUGGGUGCAUCACCAGCCCAGGUGCUAGAAAAAUUUCGUAUUUUAGCUGGAAUGGUGUACGUUAGUGAUAGCAACUUACCCUCAACAAGUCCAUCAUCAGUACCAUCAUGUAGUGUAGGUCUCGUUUCAGAGGAUGCCGAAGAAGAGCCCAGUGACGAAACGGAUGAUUUAAUUAAACAUGAGAAAACCGAGAAACAAAAACGAAGCUUAAGAUUAAGAGGGCUUCGUAGAAAAAAGUGCAUAACAGCAUAUGAGUUUUCCGGCACCGGAGAGGUGGUGGGCAUUGUGUUUUUGGAAAUUUGCAACAUAACAGACCUUCCUCCAGAACGCAAUGUAACUCGAACUUCAUUCGAUAUGGAUCCAUUUGUGGUAGCUUCUUUGGGCAAGAAAACUCAUCGUACUCGUGUCGUUCGUCACAACUUGAAUCCAGUUUUCCACGAAAAAAUGAUUUUUCAAGUUCUCCGACUUGAGCAAGCCUUUUCUUUUUCAUUUACCGUAAUUGAUCGGGAUAAACUAUCAGGAAAUGAUUUUGUAGCAUCCAGCUUUUUGCCUCUAAAGGAAAUUACCGAUACAGCGCCAGAAGCAAACAUAGAAACUGGACUUUAUCUCUUGAAAGAACCCGAAACUACGAAUUCUCAACCAAUAAAAUCACGAUUCAGAAUCCCGCUAUCUCGUUCCUCUUCAACCCAAGAUCUUAACAAAGGUGGAUCACGCUCAGGAAAUUUAGGGCAGAAUAUCUCUCAAACCAAUACUCCGACAUUAACUUCAUUAGCAGUCCAAGGGCCUACAACUGGGGCCCUUCAACUUAACAGUGCUAUAUCUCAAACUAAUAAUGCCGAAAAUAUUGAAAUAGAUUCAAGCUUCCACUCCUUCGCUCUCCCACUAAAACUUAAAAAUGCCGAAAAAUGGGAAGAGAAGCACAGUCCUCAACUCUACCUUAAAGCUAAGUAUGUUCCUUAUCCAGCUCUGCGACAACAAUUCUGGCGCUGUAUGUUGCGCCAGUAUGAUUCGGACGAGAACUCCCGUAUAAGUAAAGUUGAACUUACUACCAUGCUUGAUACACUUGGAUCUACUUUAAAGGAAUCUACUAUCGAUAGCUGGUUUAGAUGUUCGCAACGUCUAAGUCAUAUUGAUGAAGCUAAUAUGGUUCUAUCUUUCGACGAAGCUGUCAUUUGUUUGGAGCAUCAGCUGACAGAAAAAUCGAAUUUGACAAUCCUAGCAGAUCGUCUUCGCGCUCUUGCGUCCGACUGCACGACAACCCAAAAUAAUAUCUCUACCUCUAUAUAUGAGGAAGAAGAGCAUGUUGUUGAAAUUAGAGAAUGUCCAAUUUGUCACCAACCACGCCUAAACAAGCGAUCUGAUGCCGAUAUAGUGACUCACAUUGCAACUUGUGCAAGUCAGGAUUGGCAACAAGUGAAUAAUCUUGUUAUGGCUGGCUUUGUAACACCCAACCAGGCCCAGCGUAAAUGGUACUCGAAAGUUAUCACGAAAAUUUCAUAUGGUGGAUACAAACUGGGUGCUAAUUCAGCUAAUAUCCUCGUACAAGAUCGGAUCACCGGUCAAAUCAACGAAGAACGCAUGUCAGUUUACGUGCGCCUUGGAAUCCGACUACUCUAUAAGGGCCUUAAAUCAAGGGAAAUGGAGAAAAAGCGAAUUCGUAAGCUUCUGAAAAGUCUAUCACAAAAGCAAGGAAAUAAAUAUGAUGAUCCAGCAUCGCGCCUCGAGAUACGAAAAUUCAUUGCUUUCCAUCAGCUCGAUAUGUCAGAGGUGCUUCUUCCAAUGGAAGAAUUUAGGACUUUCAACGAAUUUUUUUACCGUCAACUCAAGCCCGACGCCAGACCUUGUUCUGCUCCGGAUAACUUGUUUAUUGUUGUCUCACCAGCAGACUGUCGCUCAGUUGUUUUCAAUCGUAUGGAUGAUGCAACUCGUAUCUGGGUCAAAGGUAGAGAGUUUAGUAUUGAGCGACUUCUUGGGAGCGCUUACCCUGAGGAUGCUAAUCGAUACAAAAAUGGUGCCCUCGGUAUCUUUCGUUUAGCGCCUCAGGAUUACCAUCGUUUUCAUAUACCUGUCGAUGGUAUCAUGGGCAAGCCUAAGACUAUUCAGGGCGAAUAUUACACUGUGAAUCCCAUGGCUAUUCGCAGUGCUUUGGAUGUAUACGGUGAGAACGUUCGUGUUGUUAUUCCAAUUGACUCAGUAUCCCACGGAAGAGUCAUGGUAAUCUGCGUGGGAGCCAUGAUGGUUGGAAGUACAGUAAUUACAAGAAAAGAGGGCGAGCAAGUUCGCCGUAGCGAAGAGCUUGGGUACUUUAAAUUUGGAGGGAGUACAAUACUUCUAUUGUUCGAAGAAGGUACCAUGCGAUUUGAUGACGACUUAGUGGAAAACAGUAAUACUGCUUUAGAAACAUUGGUCCGUGUGGGUAUGUCAAUAGGUCAUCACAUAUCUCAUGGACAACAUACACCUGAUAUGCACAAAAAAGAUAGGCCUAUCACUGAAAAGGAGCUUGCGGAUGCGAAUAGGCGAAUUGUGGGUAAUAUUGAGACUGAGGCUAUUGGUAGCGGAGCUGAAUAG
Messenger RNA from Blumeria graminis f. sp. triticale, 3111 nucleotides. The record is from the annotation of a GenBank genome assembly. Lineage: Eukaryota; Fungi; Ascomycota; Leotiomycetes; Helotiales; Erysiphaceae.